Molecule: messenger RNA, 2291 nt
Organism: Sinocyclocheilus rhinocerous
Lineage: Eukaryota; Metazoa; Chordata; Actinopteri; Cypriniformes; Cyprinidae
Product: interferon regulatory factor 3-like
Exons: 11
Coding region: 1-1269 (422 amino acids)
Biological process (GO): immune system process; regulation of transcription by RNA polymerase II
Cellular component (GO): nucleus
Molecular function (GO): DNA-binding transcription factor activity, RNA polymerase II-specific; protein binding; RNA polymerase II cis-regulatory region sequence-specific DNA binding
Source: RefSeq, a predicted model, not a curated record
AUGACUAAAUGCAAAGCAAUUCCUUACCUUUGCAGCAGGGAGUCCCUUUCUUCUGAUAUCUGUAUUUUGUCCCGUCAGGCCUGGGCUCAGACGAGUGCCGCUGGAGAUGGCAGGUUAAAUGGAGAUCACUCUGUUUGGAAGAGAAACUUCCGUAGCGCUCUUCGUGCAAAAGGCUUCAAGAUGAUAUUUGACAAAAAGAACGAUGCCGCUAAUCCACAUAAAGUCUAUCAGUUUCCAUCUGGACCUCAUUCUGCAGCUUUGGGAUCUGAGGGCUCUCAAGAGACUGAUUUCUCACCAGAUCUAUAUGUGGAGGAUAGCGACGUGUUCUCUACACAUCCACCCCAAGGAUUGGAGCAAGAUUUCACAGGACUAAACCUUAAGGAAAGUCCCUCACGAGUUCAUGAAGUUUGGAAUCCAGAUCAGUUAUAUCUGGGGCUCGAAGAUCAAGGACUCUUCCAAGAAACCAGUCCAUGUCCAGAAUCCCAGUAUACCGAGCUCCAUUAUCAGAUAAUGGAUACUCAGGCGCCCUUUUCUUCACCUGAGGGUGGUGUUGGUGUUUUGGGGCAGAUUUCGCCGCCUGAGGGGGCGACGGCUGCGUAUCAACCUGAUGGUGAAUGCGUGGGUCAUCAGGGUAGCAUUCCUAUGCCAAAACUGGAGACAUUUUUUCGGAUUAAGGUUUAUUAUAAAGGGAAGAUGGUGAAGGAACAGUUGGUGGAGAAUGACACUGGUUUCAGACUGACGUAUCAGGGAAACAUGGACGAAUCCAUGGGCAGUGCUGAUCUACCAGUGGUCCGACUACCUAUUGUACUACCAGAAGUUAUUGUGGAUCAGAUCCAGGCCAAGCAUACGAAUGAAAUUCUGAACAAUCUGGGGGGUCUGGAGAUCAGGAGAUUGGAUGGAGUGGUUUGGGGUCACCGUUGGGGAUUGAGCAGGAUCUACUGGGGUCUAUGCAAACACGAAAACAGCCAAACAACCAGAGAGCUCUCCAAAAACACACCUGAGGCCAUCUACUUCUUCAAAGAGUAUAUAUCAGGUUUGAUGGAGUUUAUGCAGACAAGCCGAGAAUCUCCUUCCUGCACUCUUUACCUCUUUCUGGGAGAGAAGUGGCCCGACCCCAAAAUGAAGCCAUGGGAGAAGAAACUCAUCAUGAUAGAGGUUAUUCUGACUUCACUGGAGGAUUUGAAGACGAUGGCUGUCGCAAACGGGGCAUCUUCACUGGAGUCGGUGGAGCUCCAGCUCUCUCUGGAGCAAAUGAUGGAGUUGUGUUAAAAAGAUCAAGAGGAAAGACUUGACUGCACACUUACUGGGCUCCUAAAUUGAAACAGUUUCUUGAACAGUUUACUUAGCGGUGACUCCAUAAUUAAUUGUAUUUAUUGAAGGUGUGUGGACUAAUUCUGGAGAGCAGAAUUUCAGUAAUGGUACAAAGGAAUUGUCAAUGAUUCUGCAGAUAAAAAUACAAAGAUAAGUUUACAAGUGUGGUCAGUUUUAAAAUAGAUCUUGUGUUGUGUGCUAUGAUGAAAGCCGAUUUAAAAAUGGCUAAAAUCCAAGUCUAAUGUGCGUUUCGUUUCUGUUUUACACUACCACAGUUCUCUUACACAAUAUUGUGAAUGAUGUUGUCUAUUUACAGUAUGCUCUUUAGUCUUUUCUUGGCCUGAAUUUCAUUGUUAUAUCUUUGGCAGUAAUCUGAACUGAAUGCGAACUGUUGUUCCAUUGCCGUGUCGUGUUUCUUCAGCUUUCUUUUCAGCUGAUAUGAACUAAGAGAUUGGCAUUUAGUAUUGCGGUCAUGUAAAACCUGGAAAUUUCAAGGAUUUCUAUGCUUUUUCCAGGCCUGUUCUUCAAUGUCGUGGAAACGUCAAGAACAUUUCUAUUCUACAAUAUACAUUGUUGUGGUUAUGCCCUGUUCCAAACAUUUCAUUGGAAAGAUAUUGAUUUUGAAGAGUAAAACCUGAUUGCAAGCCAUGAUAUCAGAUUUUUGAGUGAAUCAUUUGAGCCAGUUCUAUACAAUGAAUCAGUUAAACCGGUUCACGUGCAAGUUUAACAUUUAAUAUUCAGCUAUGUGGAGAGGGAUUUUUGCACCAAUGAGAUUUCACUGUGGGCGGAGCUUCUCAGGGCCACACAACAUAAAUAAAAACCAAGAACCCCACAACAUGUCCUGCCACCUGUUCAGGACACUAGCGGAUACAACUAACUUUUACCACUGAUUCUACAUUCACAGAAAAGAAAUGAACAUUUAACGAACAUAGAGUCCUUCACAACACAUAAAUGCAUUGACUAAUUGAAUAAUUAUGAUG